AUGUUUCGCCCUCCUUCUAACAUUCCUUAUGGUGGUAUCCAUCGCAAAGACGGGGAGAAGGUAGCCAAAGGAGAAUUGUUAGUCGCACAAAGAAGAUUGAACUACCAUCCGGGGCGGAAUGUAAGUACGUUUUCAGUUAAAUUUUAAUUUUUUAGGUAUAUUGUGUGUACGACAGAGGACAGUUGUUAUUGAAGGCGGAAUGUGAUGGAACCGUCAUGAUUACCAAAGAAAGAGUAGACCUAGAUACCGAAAACGAAUUUGUGGAACGAGAUUACUCUCAUCGGAGUCUGGAUGAACUUGAUAAGCUGCAUUUUAAUGUCAUCCAGCUUCCGAUGUCGCAAAAGUUUAAGCUUGUCUCUGAAGUUUAG
Molecule: messenger RNA, 368 nt
Organism: Bursaphelenchus xylophilus (pine wood nematode)
Lineage: Eukaryota; Metazoa; Nematoda; Chromadorea; Rhabditida; Aphelenchoididae
Source: the annotation of a GenBank genome assembly